UUUUCAAGUUGUUAGUUGUUAAAAUUUGUGAAGACUUUUCUUAGCUGCAGUUGCACAUUUUAUUAUUUAAAAUGUUGAGGCAAUAUAUUCGUCCUUUUAUCAGCGUAUGUAACUUAUAUCAAAAGACACUUAUUACGAGGAAUUUAAGCAUUACACCAUGUCUGUUAAACAAUGAAAAUGAAGAGAAGGGUCAGAUAAAGAAUGUCACAAUAGUAGGUGCAGGUAUUAUGGGUGCUGGAAUAGCACAAGUGGCGGCACAGAAUGAUUUUAGUGUCACCAUUGCUGAUGUUGAGGAUGAGUACCUCCAAAAAUGCAUGGUGAUAAUAAGAAAAUCUUUGGACAGAAUAACAAAAAAAAAGUUUCCUAGUGAGCCCAAGGGUUCUUCAAAAUUUAUUGAUGAUACAAUGAGUAAAAUUGCCACAAUGCAAGAUCCCGGCAAAGCUGCAAUAGGUGCAGACCUUGUCAUUGAGGCAAUUACGGAAAAUACAUCAAUUAAGCACUCACUGUACCGUGUCUUGGAUGAAGCUGCUCCAGAAAAGUGUAUUUUUGCCUCAAAUACAUCAUCAUUAUCAAUUUCAGAUAUUGCAAAAGCUACUUCAAGAAAAGAUAGAUUUGGUGGACUUCAUUUUUUUAACCCUGUACCUAUGAUGAAACUUGUUGAAGUUAUAAAAGCAGAUGAAACAUCCCAACAGACAUUUGAUGCUUUGUUUCAAUUUGGAAAAGAUCUUGGCAAAACACCUGUUUCGUGUCAUGAUACACCAGGAUUUAUUGUUAAUCGUUUGUUGGUCCCCUACAUGAUGGAAGCAAUACGAUUCGUUGAACGUGGACAUGCUACGGCAAAAGAUAUUGACACUGCCAUGAAAUUAGGAGCUGGUUAUCCAAUGGGUCCCUUUGAACUGGCUGAUUAUGUUGGAUUGGACACAACAAAGUUUAUCAUUGAUGGUUGGCAUGCGAAGGAACCUGAAAAUGCCCUCUUUAAUCCAAGUCAAACUUUAAAUAAGUUAGUUGCUGAAGGAAAAUUUGGAAGGAAGAAUGGAGAAGGAUUUUAUAAGUAUAGCAAUGGGAAGUAAAUACACUCUUCCAGAAAACUUUGAUGUGCCUUUUUUGAUUAAAUAUAUUUUUUGAUUCUCGUGUUUA
Messenger RNA from Hydractinia symbiolongicarpus, 1137 nucleotides. RefSeq names its product hydroxyacyl-coenzyme A dehydrogenase, mitochondrial-like. NCBI's taxonomy places the organism in Eukaryota, Metazoa, Cnidaria, Hydrozoa, Anthoathecata, Hydractiniidae. The transcript has a single exon. The record is from RefSeq and is a predicted model, not a curated record. Bases 72 to 1070 code for a protein of 332 amino acids. Gene Ontology annotation, cellular component: mitochondrion. Gene Ontology annotation, biological process: fatty acid beta-oxidation. Gene Ontology annotation, molecular function: NAD+ binding; (3S)-3-hydroxyacyl-CoA dehydrogenase (NAD+) activity.